AUGUCGUUUGAUGAUAACUACGUGAAGAAACUCACGUCCAGCAAAGAACCAAUGGAUGAAAUCUUUCCUCAAACUGGCCAAGUCACGAUUCCUAUCUCCAACUUAUUUGAAGAAUAUGUGAAGCUCUUUGAUGAACCAGAGUCUGCUAUUCUCUCUGAAACAAAAGCAGCUGACAACGAAGUAGACAAUCUGAAGAAGAUUAUUGACGAAGCUGCUAAAGUCAUGGAAAGCAAACCUUCAAGUUCAGGUGGACCUCAAGUAUCUGCCAUCUCUCAAAGACGAGUGAAUUUUCCCAUUCUACUUUCCAGGGGGAGAAUUUAUCAACCACCAUACCCAAUGAAACGUCCAAUCGAGGGGGAGAAUUUUGUGCCUAAAGCAGAAACUGGUUCAUCAUUCGAGGGGGAGAAUGCAAUACAAGACGAACUCAAUGAAUUUGAGCGAAACAAAGUAUGGAGACUGAUUCCUACACCAAAGGAUGCAUCUGUGGUUGGAUUAAAGUGGGUAUUCAGAAACAAGAUGGACAAAGAAGGGAACGUAAUCCGAAACAAAGCUAGAGUGGUAGUCAAAGGUUAUUGCAAGGAAGAAGGAAUUAACUACAAAGAGACCGUCGCACCUGUUGCUAGAUUAGAAUCUGUUCACAUCUUCUUGGGAUAUAAUGUUGAUGAUGAUUUCGGUGGUGUUGAAGUUUGGUCUACAAAUUCUGAAGAUGAAGAAGUGAGGAAGCCCACCCAUGGCAGGGCUUUGUUAGUGAAAGAAGAGAACGUUGCAGAAAGUGUCUGA
This is a messenger RNA of Lactuca sativa (garden lettuce), 780 nucleotides long. Lineage: Eukaryota; Viridiplantae; Streptophyta; Magnoliopsida; Asterales; Asteraceae. The record is from RefSeq and is a predicted model, not a curated record.